AUGGUACAGAAGUCUGGGUUUUUGGUCUCUCAUGCUUUCUAUGCAAAUGAUUUGUUCAUUAUGGUUAAGGCUGACAUUUCGACUGCUAAAGCUAUUGAUGGGGUGUUUCAGAAAUUUCAUGAAGUGUCAGGUCCGGCUGUGAAUAAGGAGAAGAGUGCUGUCAUUUUUUCAAAGUCUGUGAGGAGUAAAAGGAGAUUACUUCAGGUUUUGCAGGUGAAAGUGGAGUCCUUUCCUAUUAAAUAUUUGGUAAUUCCAUUAGUUAAUAAAGGCUUGAGAAGUGCUAAUUGUAAGGGGAUUUUUGAUAAAGUUACUACUAGAUUGGAGCAUUGGAACACAAUUAAUCUGUCUCUUGCAGGGAGAAUAGAACUUCUCAGGAUUCUUGAUGUUGAUUUUGCAGCUAAAGUUGUUAUUUGUUGGGAUUUUGUGAACAAUAAGGAAGCUUCGUGGGUUAAGUGGAUGCAUGCCAGAUGGUCAUUUCCUCAAUUUUUUCUAGCUUCGGCUGUUACUUUUAUGGCUAAUAUUGUUGUGAAGUCUGGACAAGAUGAUAUUGAAUGGUCUCAGGGAAGAUUUAGCUUGAAGAAUGUAUGGGAAAUUUGUCGAGCUAGAGGACAGAUAGUGGGCUGGAAGGAGCUUUGUUGGAAAUUUUGUAGACCUCGAGCUGCUGUUUUGGUGGUCAUUAUUCUGCAAAAUAAAAACUUAUCUUGUUUUAAUUUACAGAGAAUGAGAUUUUCAGGUCCAUCUAUCUGUCAUAAUUGUUUCAAGGAGGAAGAAUCUAAUGACCAUUUGUUUUGCAAGUGCUCUUAUGUUUUGGAGGUUUGGCAGCAAGUGUUAGAUAAGUUGCACAUUUCAGUGGUGAGAUUUCAAGGUCUAAAUCAGUUUGUGGAGUGGAUUUUAUUGCAGGUUCAGGCCGAUUGUCUUAAGUCCAAAAUUAUGAAAGGAAUAUUUUGUGUUUUUAUCUGGAAAUUUUGGAUGGAGAGGAAUGUUUCUUUGCAUGGAGGUUCUAAGGAGCAGGCUUCAGUUGCUGCAAAUGUUAUUGUUUGGGAAGUCAUGCACUUCUUCUCAAUUGGAUUUGCUGAGUUGAUGAUUUUAUUUGAUGCUGCAUAG
Messenger RNA from Cornus florida, 1104 nucleotides. RefSeq lists its product as uncharacterized. The record is from RefSeq and is a predicted model, not a curated record. The coding region runs from base 1 to 1104 and encodes 367 amino acids. NCBI's taxonomy places the organism in Eukaryota, Viridiplantae, Streptophyta, Magnoliopsida, Cornales, Cornaceae. The transcript has 3 exons.